Paramecium tetraurelia is the source of this 4422-nucleotide messenger RNA. RefSeq lists its product as uncharacterized. The record is from RefSeq and is a predicted model, not a curated record. Lineage: Eukaryota; Ciliophora; Oligohymenophorea; Peniculida; Parameciidae. Gene Ontology annotation, molecular function: guanyl-nucleotide exchange factor activity. Gene Ontology annotation, biological process: regulation of ARF protein signal transduction. The transcript has 5 exons.
AUGAAUGAAACAUAUUAAAGUCUGGUUUAAUAAUAUAUUGAAAAAUUGAAAAAGGUGCUUCCCUAAAAAGGAAAUUAUUACAAAGAGACCCUUUCAAAAUUCUAUGGAUAAGACAAAUCGUAUUUCGGAGAUCACAUUAUUGCUUUUAAAUAGGGAAUGCAAAUCAAGUAAAGUAAAAUUAAAGAAUUAACUUUAACAACACUAAUUAACAUAGUAUCAAAAGGGUAUAUUGAUGGAUAAUUAAUUGAUAAUACAUAAAACUUUUAAUAUUUUGAGACAAUAGAAAUAACAGAUGCUACAGGGAAAAAAAAAGAAUAAUCGAUUAAUGUGAUAGAAUCACUAAUACUUCUAGUAUAAUAAUGCUUGGUCGAGAAGGAUGAAAUAAUUUCAUUAGCAUUAAAAUUAUUGAUAUCACUUGUAACAAAUCCAUUUUGUAAUAUGUAAUAACAUGAGCUAACAAAAAUAAUUAAAACCGUUGUGUAUAUUUAUGCACAGUCAAAGUCUUAAAAUAUUGAUAGAUUAUGCAAAAGCAUUUUCUUAUAGAUAAUUUUAAUAACAUUUUAAGGAACUAAUUGUGAAAGCAUUGUGAAAAUUACAAUGGAUAAUAUUAUAAAUAAAGUUUCUGAUAAAAAAUUAUGCUAGUAUUGUGGAAAACAAGGUAAGUUUGAAUGUAGACAGUAGAAAGUAACAGUUUGUUCUUAUGGAUGCAAGAAGAAUAUUUAAGAGACCCUAGAAUUAUAAUAAAAAAAUUAUGAAAAUGCAUAAAAUGUCUUUGAUUUGUUAAUUAGACUUUUAUCUCCAAAGCAAAAUUAAAUAAUUUUACUAGAGGGAAUUUAUUUCAUAUGCGAUAAUUAUGAUUUCUCUGUGGAGAGUAAAAGCUUAAAUAAUUUAAGUUCAGACUUGUUAAAAUUUUGUUUAUAAAACGAAUACUAAUUAUACUCAUUAAGUUUUAAAAUCUUUUAAAGAUUAGCAUUUAGUAAACAUAAAGAAAUGAUUAAUUAAAUAAAUAUCUUUAUUAAUCAAAUUUAUCUCAGUGUUCUCGAAAACAAAAACACUACUGAUUAACAUAAGUAAACAACUUUAGAAUCGUUGUUGAAUAUAUUUCAAAGAAAGCACGCCUCUCUUGAGUUCUAUUUGAAUUAUGAUUGCAGCAUAAAGCAUGAAUUCUUAAUGGAAAAUAUUAUUAAUGCAUUACACACUAUCUUCUAACAAAAUGAAUAAUUCCGUCCAUUGAUUACACAAAUAUAUUAAGCAAUAAUUGUAGGCAUAGAAUAAACCUUUAAUGAAAAAGCUAUUAGUAAUUCAUAGUAGGAGUAAUAAUAGCCUUAGGACAUUGAUGAAACUGUAUUUAUAAACUAAUUAGAAAUGCAAAGACAAUAAAAGUAAGAAAUAUAAAAAGGAGUAGAACUUUUUAAAAAGAAUCCUGAGAAGGGAGUUUCAUUUUUUUUAAAGGCAAAUAUAAUAUAAGAUGAUCCAACUUCAAUUGCAAAAUUUUUAUUGGAGAAUAAAAGUUUACCAAAGGAAUCUGUAGGUUAAUAUCUUGGUGGCCAUCAUCCAAUCAAUAUCUAAGUGUUGAGAGAUUACACUAAUUUUUUAACAUUUCAUAAUUUGUCAGUUGAAUAAGCCUUAAGACAAUACUUGGAUUUGUUUACUUUACCACCUGAAUCAUAGUAGAUUGAUAGAGUUGUCUAGAAAUUUGCAGAUAAAUUCUACGAGGACAACCAAAACAAUUAGAAUUUUCACUUUAAGUCUAGCAGUAGCAUUUAUACUUUCACAUAUCUCUUAGUCAUGUUAUAAACAGAUUUACACAAUCCUAAGGUCGUUGAAAAAAUGAAAUUAACUGAUUUCACAAAGUUGGCAAGACAAAUAAAUGAUGGUGAAGAUUUGCCUUUGGAAUAUCUAACGAUUACUUAUAAUUCAAUUUAAAAGAAUCCACUUGCUGUUAGGGAAUCAAAUACAUCAAUGAAUCCACUAACUCCCAACUAAUAUUAAAAUUAAAUGGAAGAACUCUUAAAGAAGAUUAAAGAUUUAAUCAAGAGAUAAUCAGAUUCUAACUAUAUAUAAAUAGAUCAAGAAACUAUAUUAUUAUCAAAGGGUUUGCUAGAAUCCUUUUCAGGCAAAUUCUUAGAAAUUCUUUUAGUAACUUUUGAAACUACCCCUAAUGGCGAUGCAUUAAUCAAAAGUAUCCUAUAAUUAAUUAGGUUGUCCUCAAAGUUAUAAAUGAAAAUAGAAAAUCUAGUUUAAGAUGUUGUAAAGGUUGGCUUGAAUAGUUUAAAAAAAGGAAAUGGUAUGUUAAUGAUUGGCUUAUUGUCUAUAAUUCCAAUAAUUGGUAAUUCCUUGCAUGAAUAAGGAUGGAAAUGUGUAUUAGAAGCAGUAAGUUUAAUGGAUGAAUUAAGAUAAUUAGAUUCUGAUCACACAGAUAAAGUCUUUAUGAGUUCAAAAGAUUUAGAUAACUUAUCUAUUGAGGAAUUUAUUAUUCAACUAUGCUAAUUAUCAAAAUAAGAAAUCUUUAAUAAGCAUCGUAUAUAUUCUUUACAAAAGCUUGUUGAAGUUAGUGAUUACAAUAUGGAUAGAGUCAAAGUCAUAUGGAAUAGAUUAUGGUCUAUUGUAGGUUAACAUAUUUAAGAAGCAGUUGCAUUUAGAGUUAAAUCAAUCACUAUUUUCGCUGUCGAUUCUUUAAAAUAACUUAACAUUAAAUUCUUAUAGAAAGAAGAAUUGUACAAUAUUCAAUUUUAAAGAGAGGUCUUGAAGCCAUUUGAAAUAAUAUAUUUAAAUAGUGAUGCAGAUGAAAAAGAAUUUGUACUGCUAUGUGUUAAGUAAAUCCUUUAAAAUAGUAAGACCUACAUUAAAAGUGGAUAUAAGGUAAUAUUUAAUCUUAUUAAUCUUGGAUUGAAAGAGGAAAAUGACACAAUAUCUAAGUUAGCAUUUGAUCUCUUAAAAUUUAUAGAAAUAUAAGAAAUGAUACUGAUCGAUUUGAUUCAAACCUAUUAGAUCUUAGGUAAAAAGGAUAAUGAAUAUAUGGCAAUAAAUUCAAUAGAAUUUGUAAAGCAAUGCUAACGUUUUAUGGUAACAUAAGAGUAAUAAACGUUAUAAGUUCCUCUAUUAGGAAUCUUAUCAAAUUUGGCAGGUGAUAAACGAAUUCAAAUUUAAACUUAAGCUGUUGAAACAUUAUUUUACAUCUUAGAAGAGAAAGGCAGUUUAUUCAAUGAAGAGUACUGGAUAAUGAUUUUUUCUUCUGUAUUAAGACCUAUAUUUGAUGAAAUUUAAUUUACUUUAAGUACAAGUCCAGAGCUCAAUUAAUAUUGGUUUAAGGAUAGUUGCCAAAAGAAACAUUACACUAAAUUGAAAGGAUAAUUGGCAGAUUUCUUAAAAUUAUUUUAAAAUUGCAUUCAAAAUUAAAAUGAAAAAUUAGCACAAUUAAGUAUUUGGGCUUUUAAAACUAUGAUUAUUGAUAAAGGACUAUAAUUUGAUCAAAAAGAUUGGGAAUAGAUAUUGUUAUUUAUUUAAUAAAUGCUAAGAUAUACAAUACCAACUAAACUUAAAGAUAUUGAUUAAACAACGAUUAAAUAAGAAUAGUAGUUCAAUGGCAUAUUGAAGAAACAGAAAUCAUUUUAGAGUAUCACGAAUGAUAUCAUUAAUGAAUGCUAUAGUUAGUGUGCUUCCUAAUUACUAUUAAUUUAAACCAGUAAGGAUAUAUGUGAACUUUAUCAUUAGAAUUGGAAUUUAAAUUAAUUGGACAAUUUAGAGAAGACCUUUUACGAAUCAUAUCAAUUUGCCAAAGACUUUAAUCAAUAAAUAGAAUUAAGGUAUAAUAUUUGGAGAUCUGGAUUUAUGUAGGAAAUGAGUGUUUUACCUGGUUUGCUCAGAUAAGAAAGAGAGGCAUUUUCUUGUAUGAUUAUGAUAAUACAAUUUAAAAUGAAGAUGUUAAAAUAAGAAUAGUAAUAAUAAUAAAAACAAGAGUAAAAUGAACAAUAAUCAUAAGAAUAAUAGAUAAAGGAAUAAUAACUGAGAGAACAAUAUUAGAUAGAUUUAAAUAAAUAUUUAUAGAUUUUGUUAGACUCUAUUAAGUAAUUUAAUUCUAAGCACAUUUAAUUUGUGAAUCAAUAAUAGGAAGUUGUUGAUGAUAAUCCACUUAUUAAAAUAAAAUAAUAAGAGACAGAAAGGGAAAUGACGAAUCUCAGAACUCUGUUGGAUGUUUCUAUUUUGCCGAAAAUUCUAUUGCUGUGUGAUGAGGAGAUUAAAAUAAAAUUAAGUGAAUUUUAUGAAUAAUUACUGAAUGCAUGUAGUUAUGUCAGUGAAUACUGUAUUUUAUAAAUGAGCUGUUAAGAGUGUAAGAAAUGUGGUAGAUGCUUGAGUUAAUAGAAAAAUAAUUUAUUUUUUCAAAUUAAGAAAUGCUUACUAAAAUUGUUUGAGUUAAAAUGA